Molecule: messenger RNA, 567 nt
Organism: Penicillium maclennaniae
Lineage: Eukaryota; Fungi; Ascomycota; Eurotiomycetes; Eurotiales; Aspergillaceae
Product: mitochondrial 37S ribosomal protein bS18m
Exons: 3
Coding region: 1-567 (188 amino acids)
Biological process (GO): mitochondrial translation
Cellular component (GO): mitochondrial small ribosomal subunit; ribosome
Molecular function (GO): small ribosomal subunit rRNA binding; structural constituent of ribosome
Source: RefSeq, a predicted model, not a curated record
AUGUCUGUGAACCUAUUCUCAUCUCCGCUGCUGCGCAGCGUCGCGAAUGUCAUGCCAUCAGCUUGUCGCUGGAGCUCGACGGCGGCCAUGAGCGCUUUCACGUCCCAACGAGCCACAUCUUCACAGACCUCAAAAGUCCAGCACCGACGCCGAUUACCGAACCGCUUGCGAUUCCUCGAGGACCAGAAGGCGCAAGGAGAGAGCCGAGCGCUAGAGAAGUUCCAGACUCGAGAGUGGAAGGCUGGUGAUAUCUACGCUCCUCACGAUCUUAGCCCGGCCGAGAUGAAGAAAUGGGGCAAGCGCAAGAGUCCCUCGACGGAUGCUUUCGAUGCCUUGAAUCUGAAUCCAUUGCACCUUUACAGAAACUUCUCCGUCAUGUCUGAGUACGUGUCUGCUCUGGGCCGCAUCCGACACCGAGACCAGACUGGUCUGCGACCUGUGAACCAGCGAAAGAUCGCCAAGGCCAUCCGCAGAGCCAUGGGCCUCGGCCUCAUGCCAUCUGUCCACCGACACCCCGAGAUCCUGGCCACGGAACUCCGCUCUAAGCUCGAGGGCGGCAAUUUCUAA